Stegostoma tigrinum is the source of this 5922-nucleotide messenger RNA. RefSeq names its product MOB kinase activator 3B-like. The transcript has 4 exons. Lineage: Eukaryota; Metazoa; Chordata; Chondrichthyes; Orectolobiformes; Stegostomatidae. Gene Ontology annotation, biological process: signal transduction; positive regulation of protein phosphorylation. The record is from RefSeq and is a predicted model, not a curated record. Gene Ontology annotation, molecular function: protein kinase activator activity. Gene Ontology annotation, cellular component: cytoplasm; nucleus. The coding region runs from base 361 to 1011 and encodes 216 amino acids.
AGCAAUUCUGAUAUAACUCUCUCCUGUCCCCGCGCUCUGGUGAAAAAUCGCUAGAUUGAGUUUGCAGAGAGGAAAACACCAAAUUGCGGUUGUGUUAAAUUGAGCCUAUAACAAUACCAUCCCUCCCCCUACAGUUGCAGCUUCCUGUAACAACUGUGAAGAUCGUGUAUGCAGGCGAGACAGAAAGAGAAAUACUUUGUGAGAUACACAGAUGGCUGCAGCAACUUGUGGAGAGCAAACUAAUUAAAAUAUCUGAAGCUCUUAAAUACAAUCAGCUUAAGCCAAGAAAGAAACAAACCCUUUUUGUACUGAAUCUUUUUUGAAAGGAAGAGAUUGGUACCUCUCUGUACUUUCCGAAAGAUGGCCCUUUGCCUGAAGCAAGUCUUUAAUAAGGACAGGACUUUUCGACCCCGAAAGAAGUUUCAGCCUGGAACCCAACGCUUCGAGCUCUUCAAGAAGGCACAGGCCUCACUUAAAUCUGGUGUCGAUCUCAAGACAGUAGUUCAGCUUCCUGCAGGGGAAAACCUCAAUGACUGGAUUGCAGUCAACACUGUAGAUUUCUUCAAUCGCAUCAACCUCAUCUAUGGUACCAUUUGUGAGUAUUGCACCGAAAGGAGCUGUCCUGUCAUGUCUGGUGGGCUGAAGUAUGAGUACAGGUGGCAGGAUGAACACAAGUAUAAGAAACCAACCAAAGUGACUGCUCCACAAUAUAUGAAUUUGCUCAUGGACUGGAUUGAGGCCUUGAUCAAUAAUGAGGAAAAUUUCCCCACUCGUGUUGGUGUUCCCUUCCCCAAGAAUUUUAUGCAACUCUGUAAGAAGAUUCUCACUCGACUUUUCCGAGUCUUUGUUCAUGUUUACAUUCACCACUUUGAUCGUAUUACUGCCAUGGGGGCAGAGGCCCAUGUCAACACUUGCUAUAAACAUUUUUAUUACUUUGUGACGGAGUUUGACUUGACAGAUGAGCGGGAAUUGGAGCCUCUGAAAGCGAUGACAGAGAAAAUUUGCCAUUGAUUCUAGCUUGAGAGAGGCCUUGCAGUAAGUCUCUGAAGUGACAUGACACUUUAAAAAUUGAGCCAUAUACUGGAAAGGAUUAUCAGGAAAUCAAAUGCUACAAUCUGAAUCCUUGCAAAGGCUUACCAAGGGAAAUUGUUUAAAAGCAUAAGAAUUCCUAAAAUUCGUGGGAACAGAUUGAUGUUGAUGGAAUGUAUUCCGCAAUUGGUGCUCAUAUCCUCCCUCUAUGUUCUCAAAUCUGAUUCAAUUUAGUCAACUGAACAUAGUUCAGUUCUUCUAGACAAAUUAUUUAGAUUCCCAAACUAAAUACACCUGUUUGAACAUUGUUACAGGCCAAUAGAAACUUUGUCAUUCAUGUCAUGACUGUCUCUAAAUUACUUUGUUUAUAAAGUGUUCUUUGCUUAUUUGAUGAUUCCUAUAACAACAUAUUUGAAACCUAAGUGACCACCACCAUCCACCCCCGAUACUUCUGCAUAUUGGCAGUAGAUGUACACUUCAUCAGAGUACCUUCUGGAGCACUUAAAUAUUACAGAGCAAAAAUUUACUGCUUCACCAUCAGGCUACCAGGAAUCAGAAACCACAUCGACUGCAAACCAAAAGUUUUCAUACAUAUUCAAAAUCAUUGGAGUUCAAGUAUAUGCCAUCCUGCCAUGAGACAAGGUGAUUAGGGAUAUACCAUCAAGAUCAACCACUAACAUUCCAGAUCUGGAUGAUCAGGGAUCAGAUGUCCUGUGAGUGCUGCUCAUAAAAUACCAGCAGCACCAUACCAUUAGUAGUACAAAGACAGUUUAGUUUUUACUCUGUUAGUGUAAUGAUUCAAAACAUCCUCAUUUUUAUUUGGCAGAUUAAUUCUGGUCUCCCAAACAGUGAAUGGUUUUAAUGUAGUAGAAUUGUAGUACAAGGAUCAUACUGCAGACUUUUAAAUUUUUACCAGAACAGUAACACGGUAGAGACACAGAUACAGAAGUUGUACGUGAUUGGGUCAAGAAGAAAAUCAUUCAUCUGUGAUACAUCGAGAGCUGACACGGAGAUAUAUGCAGAAUUGAUGAGAUUUAACAGGAAUGAAAUGUUUGAUUUCAUCAAUUAUCUAUUGUCCUUUUACAUAAUUCAAAAUUGAGGCAAUAUAGUGCCUCGAAAGUAGAAUGCAAAAUCCCAAUCCAAGUCAGAUCAGAAUAACAUGCCAGCUUUUGCAUUUUUCAGAAUCUGCCAAAUAACUGCUUGAAAUCACCUGGUAUGAAACCUAUCCAGUCUUUGAAUUGAAUGCAAGUUACUUCUGAACCCUUGUUUUAAAUGUACCACUCUUGCUAGAUUUGAAAUAUCCUGCAGCCUUAAUUCAAAGUAGCUAUAGGUCCUAGCAUACAAAAAAUGGCAAUGAAUGUGCCACAGUUAUGCCUUUAGAUAAUUGUCAAACAAUAGAUUCCAAUAUUUUAAAGAAAAUAAGAAAUGCCAACUUCAUUUCUUUUAAACAUGGCAUGUUUUACUAUGACUUAUACUGAAACAUCUGAAGAAUGUCAGUUAUUUCAUAAUGACAUUCAAUCAAAAUGAUAAAUCUGUUGGAGUUAUUUUCUAUAGAGUUGGUUGAAUGGGUAAGAAUAUAAGCAAUGGGAACAGACAACCAUAUUGCCCGUUGAGCCUCCCCCUUAUUUCAGUUUGAUCAUGGCUGAUUUUCUGCCUCAACUUCAUUUUGCCACUCACUCAGUACAGCUCUUUGCAUGUUGGUAUAAAAAUCUAUCACCUUAAAUGCACUCAAAUAUACAUCUAAAAUUCCAAAGUUUCACAACUAUCUUGAGUAAAGAAAUAUCUUCUAACAUCAGUUUAUCCUUCAACCUCUCAAUGUUGCCCCUUCAAAAGUUUGUAUGUUUUAAGGAGAUCAUCUCUCAUUUUUCUAAACUGGAAAGUAAAGGUCCAACUUACUCCAACUUUCAUCUUAGGCACUAACUCAGUAACAGCUAGCAAACUGCUGGACAAGCCAACUUCUUUAUAACUAAGCUUACGCACAACACACAAUACACCAACUGUUCACUGAAAAUGUAUCCACACAAUCAAAUUACUGCAAAUACUAUUGUUUACUAUAAGCGAAGGAAAGUAACACAAAUUUAUUUAUAGCGCUGUGUUCCAACUGGCUUGAUGUUUUGAUCAUCCCUGCAUUAAAUGAUUCAGUUUGCUAGGGACCAAAUCUAGGCAUGUGUAUUCUAAUAUUCUAAUGGUCAAAUAUUGAAUAACUUUUUGUGAUUGAGAGUUAUGCUGUGUGACUUGAAGAAGACAUAGUUUGUCAAAACAGUGAGGACAACAUAGUUUGUCAAAACAGAAUACAUCUUCACAACAGAACUGAAGAAUGACGACUUGUUACUCCUUUGUUGUUUUUGGUGGAGGAAUAAACAUUUUCCAGGAUAAUGGAGCACUUUGUUAUAUGUUCUCAUGUAGAUCUUUUAUGCGUAUUUGAACAACUGGAUGGAGCCUUGGUUCGAUGUCUCAUUGAAGACAUUACACAUCUAUCAAGAAAGCAUUCCUCCAGUACUUCCAAUAGAGUAACAUAACUGAGCCAUGCUGACAGAACAUUUAUAUAGCCUCCUCCUUAGAAUUAUAUUUGGCAAUGUGGAGGUAGGGUCCUCAUUUUUCUAGUACACUGACGUUCACAUCUUCUGUAGAUCUUCUUGUGACUGAAGAUUGAUGCAGUAUCGCAGGAACAUUUACAAUCAUGGCAAUAUCAGAUUUUGUAUCGGGUGUAGUUGGCUGUGACUAGCUUAGAACAUCUGUGAAAACAGUUUGAUGGGAAUAACGCAUUGUGUAUCAGUCACAACCCAAUAAUUAUGUGGGGUUCUUCACUGAAGUACUGUUUAGACUGUCAGCUAAUAAGAAUUUACAUUUUUGAGUUUGAUUUGAGAAUUGUGAACCAUACAUCAGUUGCAGGUAUAUGGAGUCUGAAAAAGGCUCCAGUUUGUGAUAUUAUCUUAUUCAAUGUGUAUCACAGCUGAUGACUAAGAUGAAACAAAUGUCCAUUUAUCUAUGGACUUGAUGGGAACUCAAAAAAUGUAUUUUGAAAAGUGUAUGCUUUAUUGCUUAUUCAAGUUUUAUACUUUUAUAUGAAUGAAUGCUUUGUAAUUUCUGUUUUUUAAAAGUGGUAAUUGGAUGAUUUAAUAUCUUGCUUAAAGUUCAAUGCUGUUAUGAUGGACUUACUGUGUCAAAGUUUGUGUUGUUUAAAGUUGUUUUCAAUCACCAGUUUCCCCCUAUCCAAAGUCUUUCAUACCUUGCAGAUCGCCAUUGCCAACUAAUAACUCAUUCAAGUAGUCAAUACAUAAAUGCAAGCCUCAACAUUGAGUGUAAGUAGAUUUCUCUGGAAUGGUGGAUAUCAUGUCCAAGUCAGAUACUAUUAUAUAUAUAUGCACACUGUCAUCAGAGGUAGUUGGAUAACAAUCAGAAGCACAAAAUAUGGUUAGUUUUGCUUUUCCAAACAGAGGGUGAGGGUUAUGCUGAUAAUAGCAGGUCAACUGCCAAUUAUAUCCAAAGAACAUAGAAAUUGGAGCAGGAGUAGGCCAUCGCUCUCCCUCGAGCCUGCUGUGCCAUUCAGUAAGAUCGUGGCUGAUCUUUUGUGGACUCUGCUCCAUUUACCCUCCUGCUCACCAUGACUCUUAAUUGUUUCACUGUUCAAAAAUCAAUCUUUGCCUUAAAAACAAUGAGUGAAGUAGCAUCAGCUGCUUGGUUGUGAUUCUGUGGAAUUCCCUACCCCUCUGGGUGAAGAAAUUCCUCCACAAUUCUGCCCAAAAUCUGUUUCUCCCUUAUUUUGAGGUUGUGCUCCUAUUCCAGUUUCACCUGCCUGUGGGAACAACCUCCCUGUUUCCAUCUUACCUUUUCCAUUCAUAAUUGGAAAUGAUUUAUGAGAUCACCCCUCUGCUCCCCCAACCUCCCACCCCCGCCAAUUCUUCUAAAUUCCGAUGAGUAUAGUCCCAGUUUAAUCAACCCCUCCUCAUAAGGCAACCUUUCCAACUUUGGAACCAACACAGUGAACCUCCUCUGCAUCCCCUCCAAUGCCAGUAUGACCUUUUCUCAAGAAAGGAGACUAAAACAAACUAACUCAGCUUAGAUUAGGGAAGUCAUAGCGAUUAAGGUGCUGAUAUUUGCUAUAUGAAAUUACUGAGGCAUUAUGAUCAUCCUAUUAACUUAGUAAAAGCAAAAUAAUGCAGAUGCUGGGAAGCUAAAAUACAACUAAAAUGCUGGAGAAACUCAGCAGGACUGCAGCAUCUAUGAAGAGAGAAAUAGUAUUCACAUUUCAAGUCUAAAAUUACUUAAUCAGAACAAAGUAUUAAGAAUCAUAUUACACUCAAAACGUUUAAGCUGUUUCUGUCUAUACAGACGUUGCCAGACAUGCUAAAUUUCUCCAAAAAUUUGUUUUAAUCCCAUUACUUUAGCCUCAAUAUUACUUUCAAACUAAACGUUUAAAAAUUCAUCGAUUUUAUGUAGGUUAUUUUCUUUGAUUUGAAGAACUGACAUGAUCCAUUUUAAAAUCAAGCAUGUUGAAUUAAUGCAUUUCGAAACAGUCAUUUUUCCAUUAAAUUCCUGAACAUUAAACUGAUGAGGUUUCAUAUGAUUUAUAUUUUAAUGUUCUUGUGUACAGAAUAUUGUUUUGCAUAGGUUUUUUAAUUGAUGGAAAUUUCUGAAAUAAUUUUCUACAUUUAUAUAAACAAGAUGACGUCUGAGAGUUUUCCAGAAGUGUUGCUUUUGAUAGCCAUGGUACUGGAAUCAGGAAAUUGAAACUGCAAGGAUCAUCUUCUGAAAAUGAGUGAACAGGAGUGAUUGUGAAUUAUUUUUUUACAAGAACAUAUACUGAGCUGGAAAUGGAUAGAAUUUGUAGGACAUUAUAAGGAACUUGGUUUGUGAAAUGACUAAAUAAAAAAUUCACUGGUCAUAACAAUA